Lingula anatina is the source of this 2384-nucleotide messenger RNA. Its product is annotated as clathrin heavy chain linker domain-containing protein 1. The record is from RefSeq and is a predicted model, not a curated record. NCBI's taxonomy places the organism in Eukaryota, Metazoa, Brachiopoda, Lingulata, Lingulida, Lingulidae.
ACCGAAUUGUUUGAAAAUGGAUGCCAGAAUAUAGCGCAAGUAAUUCACCUCUUCACGCACGGGCUGUAGAUUAUACUACGAGAUCUAUGAUGCAGCGUAAAGGAAGUAAAGGUAGUUUAGGUUCCCCAAGCCCUGUUACAGGAGGAAGUCGUGCCAGUGGUAUCAACAGCACUUCACAAUCUCCUGUAUCGGCGCACCCAGUGUUACCACCAAUAAUAACAAAUGAAGCUGACAGGUUGUUUCUUCAGGAACUAAAUAUGUUUAUCAGUCAUGAAAUGAACAAGGUAGACCCAAAUAAUGCAGAACAGAGAUACACUGUUCACAAGGCAGCAUUUGAUAGGGUGAUUGAGCAUGUCACAGCUUAUAAACCACUUCUGACUGCUGUGAAAGCUGAAUAUGAGGAAUGUAUUGACACCAUCCUUAGGGGAAAAAGAGAGGCAGCUUUUUUAAGUGGAAAAUUGAGAGCAAUGGCAUCAGAGCCUUCCACCAGGAGGAACUACAGGAAGAGGGCAGAUGAACUUGAACAUAGACUUUCAAUUGUAAAAGAAGACAAUGAACGCCUGGCCAAACAACUGCAGAACCUGAGAGAGGCUAGAUUGGAGAGAGAUAAACAAGAGAGAGUGAUGACCAAUCAAACUCCUAAGAAUGCUGUUAAAAAAGAAAGGCAAAGAGUACCAGGGUUGACAACAGAGCAGGCAACAGAUAUUAAAUAUCUAAGCAAGGAACUUGCUAAACUUGAACAACAAGCCAAGGAACUGGAAAUUGCUCAGAAAACAAAAUACACUGGAAAGGAGACCAAGGAAAGUCUUAGAGAGCAGCUAAGUGACAAAGUAUCUCGUAGGGAUGAACUGGAACAACGGGGGAUAAUGUUGAAGGCUAAGAGGCAGAGAUUGAGGACUGCCCUGGAUGCCGCACAGCACUACCUUAAGUUCCAGCCCCUCCAUCAGACAGUUGGGGAUGCUGUCAUGGUGGCACUGGCACAGAACAAAGGAGAUAGAGGCGUGUCUCACACUCUGGUUAGGGACACUCCCAGUACCUCAUUUGAUGAUGAUGACCCAACAAGAGAAAAGGAGGCAGAAAUGAUGUUGGAGUAUAUAGAGAAGUUCAACGAGUUGUUUGAAGAAGGGUCGUAUGAGGAAGCAGCUAUCCAUGCUGCAAACAGUCCAAAGGGAAUUUUAAGGACUUUGGAAACCUUAAACAGAUUUAAGGAUUUGAAAACCAAGGUUGGAGGUCGAAGUCCGCUCCUUGCCUUUUGCGAUGCUCUAAUGUCAUCUGUAUUGGCCAUGGGUGUCAGACCAAGUGAAACCAUCUCACUGGAGUGUGUUAGAUGUGCUUUGGAGGAAAACAGAUUUGACUUGCUGUCACACUGGGUAACUCAAGAGAGGCUGACAGUAACAGAAGAACUGGGCAGCCUCAUCACUGAGCAGUGUUCUGGUAAAAGUAAAAACCAUUUGGCUUUGGCUGAGUCUGUGUUUACCAAAGUUGGUGCCCAUCGUCCUGCAGUGGAGGUCAUGCUUCAGCAGGGCAGAACACAGGCUGCUCUGGAGUAUGCACAGUCGGUGGCACAUUUCAAAGAGGAGGACUACUUAUUCCUUCUCAAGAGAAACCCCACUGUGACGGUUGCCCAGUUAUUGGCACAGCUCCGCCCUCUCAGACCUGGUACAAGUUCAUCCGAUAGUGAACCUGAGGAGAAAGAUGAGAACCUGUCCAGGAGCAGCCUGGAGCAGUUCCAGGCUCUCUACACCAGCCCGCUCCCGCUUGGACUGAUUGUAUCCACUUUGAGGGAUGAAGGAAGGGAAGAUGUAGCACGCUUAGUUUUACAGAAUAUUCUCAAUCAAGACACAUCUACUGGUGAAGGUCCAGAGAACACUGCUAUCAGAAAGUCCGUCUUUGCUGAUGACCAGACCAGUCCGGAGCAAUGGCUGGCCAUCAUCAAUGACCUGCAGAAAGGCGGCCAUGAAGAAGUGGCCCUGGAGAUUCUGGCCGCGGUCACUGUGCUAGGGGCUAUGAAGCGUGCUGUCUCGGUCACCUCUUCUAGUCAGGGACGCCCCAGCACCACCCACACAGAGAAACAAUCCGGACAGUAAUUUUGUGUGCUUUCUUUCAAUUGUGAAUUUUUUUGUGAGAAGUAUGUGUGAAAGAAAUGAUGUAACAUAUUCCUAGUGAUAACAAAAAAAAAAGAGUUUUUUGUGUAUAAAACCCAAGGUAACUGUCAUUUAACAAAAUUUCAACUUUUAAAAAAUCCUUUUUGAAAUAGCAAAAAUGUCAGAUAUGGCAUUCAAUAACAAGUAAUAAGUGACAUAAAAGAUAUAUUGUUAAACUUGUACUACCCCUCAUUGUAUUAUUUGAUGAUGCUUUUGCAUUGUAAUAUAUAAUAAAAUUAU